CACUACCCACAUAAUUCCAAUUGUGCUUGGGCAAUUUCUCGCUUAGGGCGCACACAAUCGAGAUUUCACGAAUUUGUGGCUCCCUCUUCCUCCGACUUGGAACUCCCACGAAGACAACGACCAACGACAACGGCAACGACUUGAUACCAAAAUGGCCAUCAAGCACAACCAGCAGAUCCCGCACAACCAUUUCCGCAAGGAUUGGCAGCGUCGGGUUCGCGUUCACUUCGACCAGCCAGGUCGCAAGCUUAGACGCCGCAAUGCACGUCUCUCCAAGGCCGCCGCUGUUGCCCCUCGCCCAGUGGACAAGCUGAGACCAAUUGUCCGCUGCCCAACUGUCAAGUACAACCGCCGUGUCCGUGCCGGACGUGGUUUCUCCCUUGAGGAGCUGAAGGAGGCCGCCAUCCCACGCAAGCUUGCUCGCACCAUCGGUAUCUCCGUCGACACCCGCCGCCAGAACCUUUCCGUCGAGUCCCUCACCCUGAACGUCGAGCGCCUCAAGGCUUACAAGGCCCGCCUCAUCCUUUUCCCAAGAAAGGCUGGCCAGGCCAAGGCCGGAGACGCCUCCAAGGAGGAGGUCUCCGCCGCCCAGAAGGAGUACACCAAGAGCACUAAGGCCGCAUUCCCCCACGCUGCCGCCGUUGCCGUUACCGAGAUCAAGAAGAGCGACGUCCCAGCUGCCGUUGAGGGUGGUGCUUACAGAAAGCUCAGAGACUCGAGGAGCGAGCAAAGAUACGCCGGUGCGCGUGAGAAGCGGGCGAAGGACAAGGCUGACGAGGCUGCUGCGUCUAAGAAAUAAAUGUGAGGGUAUGGGCAUGGUGUUUUUGCAAGUCUGGUUGUGGAUCUGCAUCAGAUUAUUGCAUUCAAGGAUUGCUUAGGUGUACUUUCAUGAAUGCAAAGGGCU
Pseudogymnoascus verrucosus is the source of this 904-nucleotide messenger RNA. RefSeq names its product ribosomal 60S subunit protein L13A (gene RPL13). Gene Ontology annotation, molecular function: structural constituent of ribosome; RNA binding. Gene Ontology annotation, cellular component: ribosome; cytosolic large ribosomal subunit. The coding region runs from base 152 to 799 and encodes 215 amino acids. Gene Ontology annotation, biological process: translation. Lineage: Eukaryota; Fungi; Ascomycota; Leotiomycetes; Thelebolales; Thelebolaceae. The record is from RefSeq and is a predicted model, not a curated record. The transcript has 4 exons.